AUCCAUCGAGGACGGUACGGCACUCCACAAGUAGCCAGAUAAACCCCACCAUCGAGUUAGUCUACCCCCCGACCCGCCGAACCAUUCCCUAGCAUCAUUUCCGUUGCUAUCCCACUUACCUAUAAGAAUCGUACCACGAACCACAGUCCAAAAGAAACGUGAUGGUCGAACGCAGCAAGAAGCCGGUUCCAAUUCCCGUGAGCUCUACUGGAGCAGAAAACCCGGGAUUCGUUCUCGAGAGCGACCGGGUCAAGUUAUCUCUACCCACUGGGGAAUCCGCCGAGAUCUUGCUACACGGUGCUACGGUGAUUUCCUGGGUAGUCGAUGGGCAGGAAAAGCUGUUUCUGAGCGAAAAGGCGGCCCUCGAUGGAUCGAAGCCUGUAAGAGGUGGAAUUCCGCUGGUUUUUCCGGUGUUCGGAAAAUCCACGGAAGGACCCACCGCCGCCCUCCCACAGCACGGAUUUGCGAGACUCUGCAAGUGGGAACUACUCGGCCGAACUAGUGAAGCCGAUACCGCAAUCCAGGUUGACUUUGGUCUCGGUCCGGAGAACCUUACCGAUGACCAGCGCAAUCAAUGGCCCUACGAAUUUGGCCUGAUUUACUCCGUGAACCUAAGCAUGAGCAGUCUCGAGACAAAAAUGCUCGUCAGAAAUGAAGGAUCAGAAACGUUUGACUUUAACGUUUUGUUCCAUACAUAUUUUCGUAUUCCCGACAUAAACAAUCUCACAAUCGAAGGUCUCAAAGGCACUAGCUACAAAUGCAAAGUUACAAAAUCUGAAGCCGUCGAGGAAGAGGUUGAGCUCCCCGUCCGCUCUGAAGUGGAUCGUGUAUAUGCCGGCGUCCCAAACGCGGUCCAAGUGAAGAAUGGAGGUGAAACAAUCUUCAAAGUCGGCGGAACCAAUCUGGAAGAUAUAGUUGUCUGGAACCCCUGGGAGGGCGCGAGCAAGAUGGCGGACUUUGGGCCCGAAGAUGGGUACAAGAACAUGAUCUGCGUUGAGGCGGGAGCUGUGUCGAAAUGGCAUUCCCUCGAACCGCAGAGCGUCUGGGAGGGGAGCGCUGUUGUCAAUAUUUGACUAGUGAUAGAGCCCGAUGGUGGGUCAAGGGGAUAGGAUAAGGGGAAUUCAAGAUCAAGACCGUGAGGCAGGUGUUUAGUGGCCUA
Molecule: messenger RNA, 1159 nt
Organism: Tuber melanosporum (Perigord truffle)
Lineage: Eukaryota; Fungi; Ascomycota; Pezizomycetes; Pezizales; Tuberaceae
Exons: 8
Coding region: 162-1073 (303 amino acids)
Biological process (GO): carbohydrate metabolic process
Molecular function (GO): isomerase activity; carbohydrate binding
Source: RefSeq, a predicted model, not a curated record